Messenger RNA from Rhopalosiphum maidis (corn leaf aphid), 790 nucleotides. It is a transcript of the gene Blos2, whose product is annotated as biogenesis of lysosome-related organelles complex 1 subunit 2. The coding region runs from base 260 to 700 and encodes 146 amino acids. Gene Ontology annotation, molecular function: gamma-tubulin binding. Gene Ontology annotation, biological process: lysosome localization; endosomal transport. The transcript has 5 exons. Lineage: Eukaryota; Metazoa; Arthropoda; Insecta; Hemiptera; Aphididae. Gene Ontology annotation, cellular component: gamma-tubulin complex; BORC complex; BLOC-1 complex. The record is from RefSeq and is a predicted model, not a curated record.
CAUAGUACUGUGAUACGAAUAAAAUACAUUAAACUUCAGAUUUACCUUUUUUGAGGUUUCUGAAUAGUCUAAAUCUUAAUUUAUAAGUUCAAAUAUAAUAUUCUAAUUGGUACAAAUUAUAAACUAAUGCUAUUACACAAUUUAAAAAGUUAAAAAUUCUCGUGCGUGAUAAUAAGAAAAAAAACAUUUGUGGUCCAACAGAUUAAAAGUUUAAUACUUACCUAACUAGUUAAGUAAUAAAUUUAAAAAAAAAAAAACUAUGUCUGAGGAAGACAAAAUUGAAGACUUUGCAUAUGUUGAAGAAUCUCCCAAAAGAGGACCAACUCUUUCGACUAGCACUAGUAGUUUUGAACGCAAUGAUCCUCAUGAUCCUAAUUUAAGCUUAUUAUCCACUAAAAUGUUUGAAAAAACAUCUGAAUAUUUGAUGGGGGAACUUAAUAUUACUGAGGAGGAUUAUAAGUUAUUGGAAACAAUGAAUAAAGUAACUAUGCAAAAAUAUGCAUCUUAUAGACAAAUUGCUUCAGAUGUUGGCAAACAAAUUAUUGAACUAAAUGAAAAAUAUAAAUCGUUAGAACCAUAUCUUUCACAAAUUGACCAAAUCGAAGAUAGUGUUUCAAAGCUAGAACAAGCAGCGUUUAAGUUGGAUGCAUAUGCCAAGAGGUUGGAAGCAAAAUAUAAAAGUUUAGAAAAACGACAAUAAUUUUAAUCAUAUAUUUAAUUUUUUUUUAUCCUGUGAUAAGUUAUGCAUAAUUAUAUAGAAUAAUAAAUAAAUACAUCUAUUAUUUAUUUC